Messenger RNA from Saccostrea cuccullata (small rock oyster), 1638 nucleotides. RefSeq lists its product as uncharacterized. Lineage: Eukaryota; Metazoa; Mollusca; Bivalvia; Ostreida; Ostreidae. The record is from RefSeq and is a predicted model, not a curated record. The transcript has 6 exons. Bases 532 to 1566 code for a protein of 344 amino acids.
AGAGGGAUUUUUGUUUUGAUUGUCAGAAUAAUUUUCGAUGUAUAAGUAUUCAUUUAUAACUCUAAACAAAGACGCCUUUAGAUACCAGAUAAAUCGAUUCCAGAAAGUCUUCAGAUUAUUAUUGUGAACUUUUAUUCAGCAAAUUAUUUCUAAUUUGAAAUGUACCCACAAUGUAGUUGAACAUUCUUUGCUACUAUGUACUAAUUGAGAACACAAAAUUAAAUACAUGAAAAUUAUUGAUUUCUUUUAAACAUAAGUAAAAAACUUAAGCAGCUAUUUUUCUCAAUUUCACCCUCUGUAAGGAAGACAUGGACAGCAGGGGACUUUAAAAGCGAUAAUUUAUUUACACAAAGAAGGCCUCAUUGGUUCGAGUACAAUAUCAAUUAUUUAGAAUUUGCGUUCUGUUGGCCCUAUAAAAUAAGUAGGAAACUUUCUUUGUGAAUUUAAUGAUUUUUUACACAUGACAUUGUAACAUAAGAAUACAAACAUAAUGUUUAUUAACUCCAGAUAGAUGAUACCUUUCUAAAGGCAAUGGUGAAAAUGUACAGUCGUCUUGCCACUGGACUUUUCUUCUUUACUUUUCUCUCAUCCGUUUGGUCUCUUACAAAUUUUUACGAGAAAUUCAAUCUCGGCAAGCGCCUGAUUGGUCACACCCUUUUUAACAUGACAGUCAGGGGUCCCCAGAUGUGUAUAGAAGAAUGUAAGUCCCGGAAACUCUGUAUGUCCGUCAAUUUCAAUAAAAAGCUGAUGAUUUGUGAGUUGCGGACCUCCACCGCCAACAAGUUUCCGGGAGAGCUCGUGGACGAUCCAAACUUCGACUAUCUUGAUUCCGGAUUAGUUAGCUACAGUACCGGAGACUUAUGUCUAAAGGGAAACAAUUGUGACCCGGGAAAGCUUUGUAUAAAGUUACAGGACGCUAGUCACGCAUGUAUUUCUGAUAUAGCUCACGACAAAUGCACCGCUGAGCCUCCAUAUAUACGUGGGACCGCCAUUAAUGUCACAGACCGAGCAGUAGGCGCAGUCCUUACCUACGAAUGUCUACCCGACUACAACGCCACGGGAGACAACCCGAACACCACAUGUCGUCUGGACGGAUCUUGGUCUCCCGCCAAUCUGACGUGUGACAAUGGCAUCGAGACGUGUUUCGUGGAUCCAAAUUGCAUUGUUAAACAGGACUUUACUUUUGACGAUUCCUUUAAUGCUUGCUAUGGAGACAUGUACAUCAAAAAUUCGACUUACAAUCCGGGGAAGUAUGUGGGCAUUAUCCUAUGUAGUCCAACAAGAUAUCAUCUGUUCCUGAGUGAUGAUAUAGAUGGUAUGUUUUAUAACAUCGCGGAUGGAUCUGGAUCCGGUGACGACCAUUGUGAAUUGGUCGGCGGAUCUAGUUCCACGGCAAUAGAGUCCCCGGAUUAUGAAAACAGCCCUGAUAUACAAGGUUUCUAUCGAUCCAACAUGAAUCAAGCCUUUUCUUUCGGGGACAUUGGUUAUCUUGGCACGUCCUAUAACUGGUUUGGCACAUGGUUGGAGUGUGGAGUAACCAUUCCCGGAGACUUCAUCGUAUACUGAAGAUAUAGUGUAUAAAUAACAGAAGAAUGUAAAAAAAAAUUUUGCAAGAGAAAAUUAUAGAAAAAAAAAUGU